This is a messenger RNA of Colletotrichum graminicola M1.001, 378 nucleotides long. RefSeq lists its product as uncharacterized. The record is from RefSeq and is a predicted model, not a curated record. The transcript has a single exon. The coding region runs from base 1 to 378 and encodes 125 amino acids. Lineage: Eukaryota; Fungi; Ascomycota; Sordariomycetes; Glomerellales; Glomerellaceae.
AUGGAGUCCGAACAACGCAAUGUACGAUAUGUAGUGUCCGGCGGCCGCUACCGGGACAUUGGAGGAACAAUUGUCCGCACUUCUAGAACACUGGCGAUUCGCGGUGUGGAGCGCGUGGCCAAGCCAGCCACCGGCGCAGAUCGGAAUCCGUGCCACGCCGCCGAUAUCCAAGAUGAGCCGUUGGGUAUUGGCCACCUAUUGACUGAGGUUGCGGAUGCUUUGGGGAAGCGCUUCGGACCUGCCUCGUCAGUUGGACAGAUUAUGGAUGAAAUUGUUUCCGCGUUCAUUUACCGACGGAAUCCCGUCGUCCUGUGCGUGGCCUGUGGGGAAACGGGGGAGCACGGCGGAUGUGUUCGGUCCAAUGACCGGCGGUAUUGA